AUGAAGUCAGAGGGAGUACGUCUUUCCAAACGUAGCCUUGCUUCGCUGGCGUUGGGCCUGGCAUCGAUGAGCGUGAUGGUUCUAUCAACCGAGUCUUGGAGCCCUCCCUUGUUUCCUUCGUGUAUGCGACCACAGACUAUGGCAAUGAGUGCGACGAAAACAUCGACUAAAGAAACUAGUUUUGACGGAUCCUUCGGCAACCGCCGCCGGUUCGUAGCGGCGUUUGUAGGUGGCAGCUUGCUGUGGCGAACGGCUUCCUUUCCGUGCACGGCGUCGGAAGCAACCGCCAACGAUGCGACGACAAAUGCGGUAGAUCCCUGGGAUAAAUUCGGUCAAAGCUUGCAACAACAACAACAACAGCAGCCAAUGCCACAGAGUGUUUCAACGCCGAAAUGGCCCGAGACUUCCGCGUCACCCUUGCCACGUACGAUGGAUUCAAUUCCGUCGUCGUCGUCUGCUAGCGAGUACGGCAGCAAUUCUUCCAACGGGAACGACUUGGAACGAGCGAUUCAGGAAUCCAAGAAGAGACGACAGGUGGACCCGAGAACGCAUGGUUGAGUAGACGCCAAGGUCGGUAUGUAAAUAGGAAAGGUCACUGUACGGUGCAUAAUGACUAGGAGAAUCUGUAGAUCAGGAUGUUAAUGCGGGGGCGAAAUGCAGACAGGUCUAAACAGACUUAUUGCACAACAAUUUUAACAGUGAAAGCCCCUUUGAAGCACCAAUGGGCACGCAUUGCAUUUUUACGGUUGAUUAUAAUCCUUUCAACCCUUC
Messenger RNA from Phaeodactylum tricornutum CCAP 1055/1, 771 nucleotides. RefSeq lists its product with no specific name. The transcript has a single exon. The record is from RefSeq and is a predicted model, not a curated record. Bases 1 to 558 code for a protein of 185 amino acids. Lineage: Eukaryota; Bacillariophyta; Bacillariophyceae; Surirellales; Neidiaceae.